Molecule: messenger RNA, 2649 nt
Organism: Zingiber officinale
Lineage: Eukaryota; Viridiplantae; Streptophyta; Magnoliopsida; Zingiberales; Zingiberaceae
Product: putative chloride channel-like protein CLC-g
Exons: 7
Coding region: 40-2445 (801 amino acids)
Biological process (GO): chloride transport; transmembrane transport
Cellular component (GO): plant-type vacuole membrane; intracellular membrane-bounded organelle
Molecular function (GO): voltage-gated chloride channel activity
Source: RefSeq, a predicted model, not a curated record
CCUCUCACUUCCUCCUCGUCUCCUUCUCUUCUCUCUCCAAUGGCGGACGCCGCGGGCGCCUCGGAAGAGGAGCAGGCUCUUACUUCCUCGUCGCCGGAGGAAGAGGUGGAGGAAGAGGAGCUGAUAGGAACCCUAAAGGAGUCGCUUUUGGAGCACCGUUCGCUCAAUCUCCGCCGCCACGCCCUCAACAACACCUCCCAAGUCGCCAUCGUCGGCUCCAAUCUCUGCCCCAUAGAGAGCCUCGAUUACGAGUUAGUCGAGAACGAGCUCUUCAACCAGGACUGGAGGAGCCGAGGCCGGUCGGCUAUACUUCGGUACGUCUUCCUCAAGUGGACCUUCUGCCUCUUCAUCGGCCUCGUCUCCGGCGCUAUUGGCUUCUUCAACAACCUCUCCGUGGAGAACGUCGCCGGCCUCAAGUUCGCCACCGUCUCCGACUUGAUGCUCGCCGAUAAGUAUUGGACUGCGUUUGGGGUUUUUGCCGGUUCCAAUCUGGCCCUGUUGAUCUUUGCGACGGCGAUUACGGCCUUUGUUUCGACUGCCGCCGGCGGUUCAGGGAUUCCAGAGGUGAAAGCUUACUUGAAUGGCGUCGAUGCUCCUGAUAUCUUCUCACUGCGCACCCUUGCAGUAAAGAUUGUAGGUUUGAUUGCAGCUGUUUCAUCCUCUCUCCAUGUGGGCAAGGCAGGCCCAAUGGUUCACAUUGGCGCGUGCAUUGGCGCACUAGUUGGACAGGGUGGAUCGCGGAAGUAUGGAAUGACGUGGAGAUGGCUACGCUACUUCAAAAAUGAUAGAGAUCGGCGUGACCUUGUCACCUGCGGUGCGGCUGCUGGCAUUGCUGCUGCUUUUCGUGCUCCAGUUGGCGGAGUUCUUUUCGCACUCGAGUCAUUGUCAUCAUGGUGGAGAGGUGCCUUAAUCUGGAGAGCUUUCUUCGCAACUGCUGUAGUUGCGGUCACACUCCGUGCUCUGAUGGAUGUUUGUGAAAGUGGAAGAUGUGGUUUAUUUGGGAAGGGCGGGCUCAUAAUGUACAAUGUUACUGCCGAUAACAUUACCUAUCAUCUAGCUGACUUACCCCCAGUGAUCCUCCUCGGAGUGAUUGGGGGGAUAUUGGGAAGUCUAUACAACUUUCUUAUGCUGAAGGUCCUUCAAAUAUUCACCCUAAUCAACCAGAAAGGGCCAGCCUAUAAAUUGCUUCUUGCAGCUACCGUAUCGAUAUUUACUUCAUGUUGUCUGUUCGGAUUACCAUGGUUAGCACCUUGUAGGCCUUGUGAAAAGGAUGACUGUCGUGUUAUAGGUCACUCCGGCGGUUAUAAUAACUUCCAGUGCCCUCCGAAUCAGUACAACGAUCUAGCCAGCUUGUUCUUCAACACCAACGAUAAUACGAUCAGAAAACUUUUCAGCAGUGGCACAAAUGAUGUUUUCCAUAAGUCGUCCAUCAUGGUGUCCUUUGUAGCCUCAUAUGUUCUUGGCAUUGUAAGUUACGGUGUAGCUGCACCUUUUGGUCUUUUUGUGCCUAUUUUCUUGACCGGUGCUGCCUACGGGCGGGUCACGGGAAUGCUAAUGGGCACGAACACGACUCUAGAUCAUGGUCUCUUUGCGGUCCUUGGUGCUGCUUCUUUUCUCGGUGGAACAAUGAGGAUGACUGUGUCAGUGUGUGUCAUCAUACUUGAGCUAACCAACAACCUCUUGUUGCUUCCCCUGGUUAUGUUGGUGCUCUUGAUAUCGAAAGCGGUUGCUGACUCUUUCAAUCCCAACAUCUACCAUCUGAUUCUGAAAUUGAAGUGCCUUCCUUAUCUGGAAGACCAUGUCGAACCGUACAUGAGGCAGCUUACGGUAAGCGAUGUCGUUACAGGUCCUCUACGAAUUUUUAACGGUGUUGAAAAGGUAAGCUACAUAGUUCAUAUAUUGAAGACUACCGGCCAUCAUGCAUUCCCUGUGAUAGAUGAACCACCAUUUUCUUCUCCUCCUGUGUUGUUUGGUCUGAUCCUCCGCGCGCAUCUCCUAAGUUUGUUGAGGAAGAAGCAUUUUCUGCCGACAUGUUCACUUGCUGGCUCUGAUGCUUCGAAGAAAUUUGUGGCCGAUGACUUUGCAAAGCGUGGAUCAGGGAAACAUGAUCACAUUGAGGAUAUAGAGCUCACUGCCGAAGAGAUGGAGAUGUUCAUCGAUUUGCAUCCAUUUACAAACACUUCGCCUUACACAGUCAUUGAGACAAUGUCACUCGCAAAGGCUCUCAUCCUAUUCCGGGAAAUCGGCUUGAGGCAUCUGUUGGUUGUUCCCAAGUCCUCCAAUAGGGCGCCGGUGGUCGGUAUAUUGACGAGGCAUGACUUUAUGCCGGAGCACAUCUUGGGUCUGCAUCCAUACCUGUCGGAAAGCAGAUGGAAGAGAUUGCGGUUUCAGAAAUCGAUUUUUACUAGAUUUUACAGGGCUUGUUUGAUGUGGGCGUGCUCUUAGCUUCUAAGAUUUAUGGAGGAAGUAUUAUUAUUAUUUAUUGUUGUUGUUAUUAUUGUUAUUAUUAUUAUUAAUUUCUUUGUAAUAUUGAGAAGUAAAAAAUCUGUAUUUUUUUUUCUAUUUUUCUUUGUGCGGAAGCUUGUAAGAUAUGUAUCAAGUUUACUUUUGUUAUGAAAUUCGAUAUACAGAAGCCUCUUUUAGGGUUUA